Molecule: messenger RNA, 1443 nt
Organism: Mesorhabditis spiculigera
Lineage: Eukaryota; Metazoa; Nematoda; Chromadorea; Rhabditida; Rhabditidae
Source: the annotation of a GenBank genome assembly
AUGGCGCAAAAGAUGAAAGAGUCGCCGGUGGACGGAGAACAGACGGCGGUCGACGGCAAGCAACCAGGUUCUCCGAAGAGUCGAUUGGCAAUGUUGAAGCGUUCAUCGGCAAAGAAAUCUAACGCCAGCCAAGACCCGUUCCGUUUUCAAGGGCAAGGUGUCCAGUACAAGGGAAAAUUGAUCGGCAUCCGCGACGUGGAAGGAGCCCGCGGCGAUGUCAUGUGUGCGGAGGCUAUGCGCCAGGCCAAGGCCGCGGUGAAAGCCGCCGGCACCCACAAGCAGCGUAUCAUUCUCUACAUCAACAUCGAAGGCAUCAAGAUUGUCGAUGAAAAGAGCCAGGCGACCCUCUACAACUUCCCGGUGUCCCGAAUUUCGUUCAUCGCCCGCGACACCACGGAUGCUCGGGCAUUCGGCUUCGUUUUUGGUGAAGCUGCCGGCAGCUACAAGUUCUAUGGCAUCAAGACAGCUCAGACCGCUGACCACGCCGUGCUCUCCAUCCGAGACAUGUUCCAAAUCGUCUUCGAAAUGAAGAAAAAACAAAUUGAACAGGUCAAGAAGAACGCCGAAGGGGAUAACCAGGUGAACCAGGAGGGCGUGCGUUCGGAGAAUGGUGUUCUGGUUGCCGAUCUUCUCGAUCUCGAGACUGAAUGCCAAAAUAUUGAGCAGGGGCUCAAUCAGCUGGCAAACAUUCCGGUGGUUCCUGGAGAUGAGUGGCCCGGGGAACAGCAUCCUACCAAUGGAGCAUUUGCUGACCCGUUCGGCGCCGCACCGUUCGUCAACCAGACUCCACAGCGUGUCGACCCGUUCGCUGACAGCUUCAACUCGACGAACCAGUCUCAGCAAUUCGGCUCGGCUCAAUCGGCUCAACAUAAUUCUGUUUUCCACACACCUUACACGUCGCCAGGACAAGCCGCCGCCUUCCAGCAGAUUCCGCUGCAACAGCAAUGGGGGAUGCAGCAAGUGAUUCCGCCGAUGACCGCUCCGAUUCCGACAUUCUCGACGACGAACCCGUUUGCUGACCUGGCCACCUCGUCCGAUCCCUUCGAUAUGAACGGCAUGCGAGGGCCAAAUGGGGCCCCCGUCGGCAGUUUUCAAUCGCAAUCUUCCGUGAACUGGGGCGUUAACGAGAACACGGCGCCGCUCCAGCCACAGCCAUUCGCCAAUUUUGAUAGCCUCGGCAACGAUUCGCGCAAGUUGUCCUUUGACGGCCCACGAAAAGUGACGUCCCUGGAAGACGCCUUCUCCAAGCUGGUGGACAUGGACUCGCUCGUCGGAGGCCGACCAAACGAGGCCAAGAAGAACCCCUUUGAACAUAUCAUCAACCCGCCGAAGUUGCCCUUGAACGCUUUGGGGCCGGCUCCUCCGCUUCCGUCUCGCCCGGUCGUCGCCGCGGCUCCGUUCCCUGCGCAAAACGCCGACCCAUUCUCAGACGCUUUCUUCCGC